AUGAGACAAUUAUACCAGCUGCCCCUACUGGGGCUCCUAUUGGUGUUCCUUAUUCCGAGCCAACUAUGCAAGAUCUGUGAGGUAAAGAAAGACAAACAAUUCUAUCUAAACUCUCUGUUGAGCACAAUGAACAAUUCAAAGUAUACCAAUGGAGUCCAAACUGCCAAUGUUCUGCUCUCCCUGAGACUUGUUGGGAUCCAGAGUCAAAACCUACAGCAAAAGCUGAUCCAAGAACUCCAAGAAUAUGUGUCAAGGGAAGGUAAUUUAAGUUCUGGACAACUUGCCUGGACUAUAAUGGCUUUGGGAGCAUGUCAUAAUCCUGAUGGCUUUGGGAACAUGGCACAUCUGGUCAAAAUGCUAGAAGAGAAAUUCCAAGAAGAAAUUGAAAAUAUGGGAACACACAAUGGCAAUCCACUUACUAACUUCUACCAGCUCAGCCAGGAUGUUCUGGCCUUGUGUCUGUUCAAUGGAAACUACUCAGUUGCUGAAAUUGCUGAUUUCUUCAAUCCUGAAAAUAAAAACUAUUAUUUUGGUGGUCAGUUCUCAGUAGAUACCGGUGCAAUGGCAGUCCUCGCUCUGACCUGUGUGAAGAGGAGUAAAGUAAACCUAAGCAAAAUAGAUACAAACAUUGCAACAAUUAUCAGUAGUCAUAUAGAGACACUGAUUGAAAAAAUUCUGUCUGAGAAAAAGGACAAUGGUCUCAUUGGAAACAUAUAUAGUACAGGUGAAGCUAUGCAGGCCCUCUUUGUCUCAUCAGACUAUUACCAAGUAAGUGAGUGGAACUGCCAACAGACUCUGAACACAGUCCUCAAGGAAAUCUCUCAGGGAACAUUCAAUGUUCCAACCGCUGCAGCCCAGAUCUUACCUGCCUUGAUGAAAAAGACCUAUUUGGAUGUUAACAAAGACGCUCCUUGUCCAGGUAUAAAACUCAAUGUCUCCAUUCCUGUGUCUGGAUCUGCGGCCCCUACUACCUCCCCCUCAUUUAUCCACGUCCAUUACUCUGUGAAAAUCGUUGAAACAUAUUCUACCAAUGUGACAGUGCUGAAUGGGUCUGUCUUCCUAGAUGUGAUGGAGGAAGCACAGAAACAAAACAAGACUAUAUUUGGCUUCACAAUGAAGGAGACUUCAUGGGGCCCAUACAUCACAUCCGUUCAGGGUCUAAAGGCCAACAGUAAUGACAGAACCUACUGGGAAAUUCUGAGUGGAGGCAUAUCACUGAGUCAAGGAGUUGGUAGUUACGUUGUCCAUGAUGGAGAAUAUUUGGAGAUUCGUUGGAGCAAAUAUUAA
Messenger RNA from Chrysochloris asiatica (Cape golden mole), 1287 nucleotides. RefSeq names its product transcobalamin I (vitamin B12 binding protein, R binder family) (gene TCN1). Gene Ontology annotation, biological process: cobalamin transport. The record is from RefSeq and is a predicted model, not a curated record. The coding region runs from base 1 to 1287 and encodes 428 amino acids. Gene Ontology annotation, molecular function: cobalamin binding. NCBI's taxonomy places the organism in Eukaryota, Metazoa, Chordata, Mammalia, Afrosoricida, Chrysochloridae. The transcript has 9 exons.